AUGGCGACGUAUGACGACUUGAAGCCGUACAACCUGCGCAUCGCCAACGGCGACAGGUCGCCCAUCCUGUCGGGCUCCGUGCACCCCAUUUCCGAGUUCAACGUCAGCUCCCACACGUCGCACGGCGAGCCCAAGCUAAUCCCGGCCGUGAAGGAUGAGGUCGACCGCCGCAUGCUACUCCAUGGCCUCGUCAUGGCAGUCAUGAACCAGUAA
This is a messenger RNA of Miscanthus lutarioriparius, 213 nucleotides long. The record is from the annotation of a GenBank genome assembly. Lineage: Eukaryota; Viridiplantae; Streptophyta; Magnoliopsida; Poales; Poaceae.